AGAUACGAGUUUCAGUUUUGUGCGUUUGAAAAAACCAUUUUUUUAAGAUGUCUGAAAAAGCAUUUAACUCGACGAAAAGUUUAACACCAAAUAAUAUCGUCGACAUGAAUUUAAAAUUGAGCCCGCUACGAAAAAAUCGAAAACCAUUGAUGGAAAAGAAGCGGCGUGCACGCAUUAACGAUUCGCUGGAGACACUCAAAGAAAUUUUAUUGAAAAAUACAGUCGCUGUAACGCAAGGUACUCGACCAACGAAAUUGGAAAAAGCAGAUAUUCUUGAAAUGACUGUAAGAUAUUUACAAAUGUUGCAUAAACGUAAUGCGAUGCCAAGUGCAAAAUCAUCAGAGUGUUGUGUUGUUACAUCGACCACACCGAUUCGAAAUUCAGCCAUGAAACCGAAAUCGAUUUCCAAUAUUGAAUACUUUGAUCGACCAUUUAAACAAGUCAAAACUAAACGAAACGUCGUCGACAGUGCUGACAAAGAAAACAUGCCAGCCACCAAAUUAAUUCGAUCAAAUGGUAGCAACACCUUUCGAACCAGUGAAAGAAGUGCGUUCAGAGUCAUUUCAAAUGCAAACUAUUCCGAAAGAAAAUGUGAAAACCAUCACAGAAAUAACAACGAACAUUGGCGGCCUUGGUGAAAAUUGACACCCAAAAAUUCAUUUAAUUAUUUGUAUUU
This is a messenger RNA of Contarinia nasturtii (swede midge), 676 nucleotides long. RefSeq names its product transcription factor HES-2-like. The transcript has a single exon. NCBI's taxonomy places the organism in Eukaryota, Metazoa, Arthropoda, Insecta, Diptera, Cecidomyiidae. Gene Ontology annotation, cellular component: nucleus. Bases 48 to 638 code for a protein of 196 amino acids. Gene Ontology annotation, molecular function: protein dimerization activity; RNA polymerase II cis-regulatory region sequence-specific DNA binding; DNA-binding transcription factor activity, RNA polymerase II-specific. The record is from RefSeq and is a predicted model, not a curated record. Gene Ontology annotation, biological process: anterior/posterior pattern specification; regulation of transcription by RNA polymerase II; regulation of neurogenesis.